This is a messenger RNA of Plasmodium vivax (malaria parasite P. vivax), 699 nucleotides long. RefSeq lists its product as hypothetical. The record is from RefSeq and is a predicted model, not a curated record. The transcript has a single exon. The coding region runs from base 1 to 699 and encodes 232 amino acids. Lineage: Eukaryota; Apicomplexa; Aconoidasida; Haemosporida; Plasmodiidae.
AUGCCCUUAGGGGAUUCGCUGGGAAAGGUGUUCCACGAUAAAUCAUUAAAUGGAAGGAUUGGACGAUCACUUUUCCAAAGGCAACAUAUUGCACGAUUUUUUCCUGCUGAUGUAUCCCAAACGGAUUUACAAUAUUAUGAAGAUGACUUUGUGGAUGAUUACGAUGAAGAAAUGUAUGAUGAAUCAGCAACAGAAUAUAGUGUUGAUAAUUCGAACAGUGAUAUGUAUAGCAGCACAAAUUCGCAGAUAGAGUCGACAUAUGAAAGAUUAAACACAGCUAGAUCAAAUAAUUCGUUCUUGAAAAAUUACAAAGAAUCAAAAUUGAAAAAAUUAAAAGAGUUGGAUAGUGAUAGCCAUGGUAAUAGAUCAUUUAUAUCAAAAGCUAAGACUUUUGUUAAAAAGUUAAACAUACAAGUUGAAUUAGAACUGUUAGACGUUCUGAGCGAUGGCAGCAGUGGCUUCCCUUUUGCGAUUAGAGGAAACAAUAAAAAGGGGAAAAUUUGGAGUGCCAUGCAUAAAUAUAGAGUACUUUCUCCAGCUCUAUUUGGAACACUUAUUACAUUAUUGUUAUUAAAAAUUUCUACCCAAUUUGCCUUCGUGACGGGGGUUGCAACUAUUUUUAUCAUAGCAUAUCUUUUUGCUAAAGUAUGGAAAUGCCAAAAUAUAGUUCAUCAUGCAGAAAGUAACCCAGAAUUAUAA